UUCUUGACCUCGAAGCAAAGACCAAACCCUGAAGGCGUCCCCAUCCGACCUUUACAGCUUCUCACCGGCGAUCGAUUCCGGUAAGACCUUCCGAUACCUGUGAAUUUCUCACGGCUCCGAGGUCUAGGGUUUUCUCCGCUUCUCAAUCGCUGCAAUUUUAUUUACUAAUUGCUGUUCCGAGAUCUGCCUUUGAUUUUCUGAUUGGAUCUAUAUUGCUUUGUGUUAUCUGUAUUCUCUGCUGAUUGCUCUAGAUUUCGAAGAAAAAGAAACCAAAAAAAGAGAUUGAAUUUUUGAUUCUAGGGUUUGAUAGUAUUGAAAUUGGGGGUUGAGAAUUGUUGGGGAUUUGUUAAUUUUGUUUUGUAAUUGUUGAGUUUGAUAUCUUUGAACUAAGAAGAGCUGUGGUUGUUAAUCAUAUGGCGACAGGGAGAGUUGAAGUUUUUAGAAGAAGGGAUUCUCCUAAGUACUCUAAAAGAGAAUCUGAGUUUUAUAGGAAUGGCUUCUCUGGUGUUGAGCUGAGCCGUGGCAGCGAUGGUGGUGCUAGAUGUAGGGAUGAGGUUCGCGAUUUGAGAAGGUCGGUUGAGAAUGGGAGAGCUCCACAUUGGGAAGGGGCGGUGGUCGUGCUUCCUGAGAAGAAGAGGAAGUUUACGCCCAUUGUAUGGGAGGAUAAAGAAGAGAAGAAAGCGAGGACAUUGACAAGGAGUGGAGUUGUUCCUUGCUCGGCAGAGAAGGUGGCUCAUGAUGUUGUCUUAAAGAGUCCUGCUUCAGACAUUCAAUCUCACAGAGGCGGGGUUACUGAGAAGAGGAAGUCUCCGGAAGGUGUGGUUUCAUCAUUUUCAGAGAAGAGGAAGUCUCCUGUUACAAUUGACAGAGAAGAGAAGAAAGUGAGGAUAGCGUCAAAGAAUAGGGUUGUUAAAGUUGCUCCAGUCACAUCUCCUGCAUCUCAUCAGCCUACUCAAAUCAAUGGGGUUUCUUCAAAGUCUCCUAUUUCAGAGAUUCAGUCCCAGGGAGUGGAGGUGUCUGAAGCUGAAGCUUCUGUUGCUGGUCGGUUGGUGGAGUUUUCCCAAUCGGAAGGUCCGGCUGAUUUGCACACCCCAAUAUGCAAAUCUGAGGCACAGAGUAACCUGCAUGAUAAAGACCAGACCAGGAUCUCAAUGUCAAGAUGGGCAUCUGAUACUGAUUCUCCAAUGCAGGAUGGCAGAGGUAACUCUAGUCCAGAAAGUGGCGAAAUCCGAAGAGAGGACUCAGUUGGGCCUAGGAGCAGAACCUCUAGCUCUGAUGAAGAGAGCAACUCUGUUAGGGAGGAAGAGACCGGAGGAGUUGAUGGGGAUGCAAGUGGUGGUCACAUGUAUUCUGACUCAGAGGAUGAUAGUGGUCUUCCUCAGAUUGAAGAGUCUCCGGUGUCGAGAGGAAGAAGUACAAACAUGCUUCAGGGAUGCAGAAGUGUGGCAGAGUUUGCUAAACUAGAUGGGAUGCUUGGUGAAGGCACUUAUGGUGUUGUCUACAAAGCGAGAGAUAAACAAACUGGGGAAAUUGUAGCCAUUAAGAAGGUGAAGAUGGAUAAGUCCAAUGAAGGUUUCCCUAUUACAUCAUUGAGAGAAAUAAACAUUCUCUUGGCGUGUAAUCACCCUUCCAUUGUUGGUGUGAAGGAAGUUGUUCACAAUGGUGAUGAUAUUUUUAUGGUUAUGGAGUGUAUGGAGUAUGAGCUUAAGCUUCUGACAGAGGCAACGAAGCAACCAUUUAGUAUAGGAGAAGUUAAGUACUUGGUGAAAAGUUUGUUGGAGGGUGUGAAGUAUCUGCAUGACAAUUGGAUUCUCCACAGAGAUCUGAAAACCUCAAAUAUUCUUUUAAACAAGGAGGGUGAACUGAAAAUAUGCGACUUUGGUUUGUCACGGCAGUACGGGAGUCCCCUGAAGCCAUAUACUUCCCUAGUGGUCACUUUGUGGUACAGGGCGCCUGAACUUCUAUUGGGUCAGAAACAGUAUUCUACAGCAAUUGAUAUGUGGUCAGUUGGAUGUAUAAUGGCUGAACUGUUGGCCAAGGAAGCACUAUUCCCAGGGAAAAGCGAAGUUGAGCAGCUUGACAAGAUAUUCAGAACUCUUGGUACACCAAAUGAGACGGAUUGGCCUGGGGUAUCCAAUUUACCUGGCUUCAAAGCAAUUCAGGUUAGACAGCGGGAGAACCUUUUGCGCAAGAAAUUUGCUGGGACAUGUUUCACAGGAUCCCCAAUGCUCUCUGCUUCAGGGUUGGAUUUGUUGACUAGGCUUUUAACAUAUGACCCUGCGCAGCGGAUUUCAGUGGAUGAUGCUCUUGGCCAUGACUGGUUCAAAGAUUAUCCUGAACCCAGACCUUACAAGCCUUCUCCUACUGUGCAUGACAGGUACAUGAUCCUCAGGCAGCGUCAGGAAAAGGAGCAUCUGGAAAGGGCGCGUCGGGGAAAGCGGUAAUUAGGAUUCUCUGUUGAAGUCUGAAGGAUUUGCAAGGUGUCAGUGUUUCACUGUCUGCCUAUAUAAAGGUCUGGAGUAAUGUUGAGAAAAACAGAAAAACUCGAUUCUAUUUCAUGUUCAACUGGUGUAUACUGUUGCGUAAAAUUUGGAGUACAUAAUUGGAUGCAUUGAUCUUAUUACUAUA
Messenger RNA from Argentina anserina (silverweed cinquefoil), 2628 nucleotides. Its product is annotated as cyclin-dependent kinase G-1-like. Gene Ontology annotation, molecular function: protein serine/threonine kinase activity; ATP binding. Gene Ontology annotation, cellular component: nucleus. Gene Ontology annotation, biological process: regulation of mitotic cell cycle; protein phosphorylation. The record is from RefSeq and is a predicted model, not a curated record. Bases 414 to 2444 code for a protein of 676 amino acids. NCBI's taxonomy places the organism in Eukaryota, Viridiplantae, Streptophyta, Magnoliopsida, Rosales, Rosaceae. The transcript has a single exon.